GCCAGGCUGCUGCUAACUUCUUGGUGGACCCGCUUUGUGCCGCGCUGUUCAUGCAUCGGUCGGGUCUUGCAGGUCUCUCAGGUCUUUGCCGAGUCACCGACCAUCUGUAUCUCAGUAACGGCAGAGCGGCCAAUGAUUCCUCUCAGCUGACUCGGUGUCAGAUCACCUGCAUCGUGAACGUUAGUGAGACCAAGAGACGCUGCCCUCCUCCGCCCGAGGUGGAAUACAUCCACAUCCCGGUCCCUGACACCCCGGGGUCUCCCCUCAGCGACCACUUUGACGAGGUGGCAGAUAAGAUCCAGCUCGCUGCGGAGCGCGGCGGCCGCACUCUGGUGCACUGUAACGCCGGUGUGAGCCGCUCCGCCACCCUGUGCAUGGCCUACCUGAUGAAGCACUGCGGCGUCACGCUGCUGGAGGCCCACAGGUGGGUGAGGACCUGUCGCCCCGUGGUGAGGCCGAAUGACGGCUUCUGGAAGCAGCUCGUCCGGUAUGAGAUGGAGCUUCGUGGGUGCAACUCUGUCCGAAUGGUUCCCUCCUCCAUGGGAGAGAUACCGGACAUUUAUGAGGAGGAGGCCAGAAAUAUGAUGCCGCUGUGAGGGGGCGAGGGGACAUUUAUACAUUCUGUGUCACAUUCACCCACAGUGUUAAAAUACCAUCAUGUGAAGAAGCAUAAAGGCUGAAGGUGAAAAUGCUGCAUAGAAAUAGUUCCAUCAGUAUAAAGUAUUGUAUUAUUAACUAUUAUGUAAUGUCAUAUAUGACAACUAUAUAUGGUUGCCAAUUUUCUACUUUUAAUACUUUGAUCCAUUUUGAUGAUAAUACUUUGA
Messenger RNA from Chelmon rostratus (copperband butterflyfish), 824 nucleotides. RefSeq lists its product as uncharacterized. The transcript has a single exon. Bases 51 to 596 code for a protein of 181 amino acids. Lineage: Eukaryota; Metazoa; Chordata; Actinopteri; Chaetodontiformes; Chaetodontidae. Gene Ontology annotation, biological process: protein dephosphorylation. The record is from RefSeq and is a predicted model, not a curated record. Gene Ontology annotation, molecular function: MAP kinase tyrosine/serine/threonine phosphatase activity.